Ceratotherium simum simum (southern white rhinoceros) is the source of this 2245-nucleotide messenger RNA. RefSeq names its product TBC1 domain family member 17 (gene TBC1D17). Gene Ontology annotation, biological process: activation of GTPase activity. The record is from RefSeq and is a predicted model, not a curated record. Lineage: Eukaryota; Metazoa; Chordata; Mammalia; Perissodactyla; Rhinocerotidae. Gene Ontology annotation, molecular function: GTPase activator activity.
CCUUGAGCGUCUGUGCCACGUGACUUAAACCCUCGUGGUUCAAGUUCGACCACCCGAUUCUGAAAGAUGGUUACACCCUCUCCUGUUCCAGGACAGACAUGGGCGCUACCACUGUCCGGGCUUGAGGGGAGCCUUCUACCCGGAUGUGACCGCACGUUGACCCGGAAAAGGAGGGCGCCGGGGCAGUGGGGCCUGGGCCGCAGCUAUGGAGGGAGCAGGUUACAGGGUGGUGUUUGAGAAGGGAGGCGUGUACCUGCACACCAGUGCCAAGAAGCACCAGGACCCGGACUCGCUCAUCGCCGGCGUCAUCCGUGUCGUGGAGAAGGACAACGACGUUCUCCUGCACUGGGCCCCUGUAGAGGAGGCUGGAGAUUCCACCCAAAUCUUCUUCUCCAAGAAGGACACCAGUGGGAGUGACUCCUGCACCUCCGAGGAGGAACCGACCUUUGACCCUGGCUAUGAACCCGACUGGGCCGUCAUCAGCACCGUGCGGCCACGGCCCCGCCACUCAGAGCCCACAAGAGGUGCAGAGCCCAGCUCCCCCCGGGGGUCCUGGGCCUUCUCAGUGAGUCUGGGGGAGCUCAAGUCCAUCCGCCGGUCCAAGCCGGGCCUCAGCUGGGCCUACCUGGUCCUGGUGACGCAGGCCGGAGGCUCCCUGCCCGCCCUGCACUUCCACCGCGGGGGCACCCACGCCCUGCUGCGCGUCCUCAGCCGCUACCUGCUGUUGGCCAGCUCCCCACAGGACUCCCGGCUCUACCUGGUGUUCCCGCACGACUCCUCGGCCCUGUCCAGCUCCUUCCACCACCUCCAGCUCUUUGACCAGGACAGCUCCAACGUCGUGUCUCGCUUCCUCCAGGACCCCUACUCCACCACCUUUGGCAGCUUCUCCCGCGUGACCAACUUCUUUCGGGGAGCUCUGCAGCCGCACCCCGAGGGGGCCUCCCCCGACCUGCCCCCGCCCCCCGAUGAUGAGCCCGAGCCGGGGUUCGAGGUCAUUUCCUGUGUGGAACUGGGGCCGCGGCCGGCGGUGGAGCGGGCGCCUCCGGUCACAGAGGAGGAGUGGGCCCGCCACGUGGGCCCCGAGGGCCGCCUGCAGCGGGUCCCCGAGCUGAAGGCCCGGAUCUUCUCGGGGGGUCUGAGCCCUGGCCUGCGGCGCGAGGCCUGGAAGUUCCUCCUGGGGUACCUCAGCUGGGAGAGCUCCGCCGAGGAGCACAAGGCCCACGUGCGCAAGAAAACGGAUGAGUAUUUCCGCAUGAAGCUGCAGUGGAAAUCCGUGAGCCCCGAGCAGGAGCGGAGGAACUCCCUGCUGCACGGAUACCGCAGCCUCAUCGAGAGAGACGUGAGCCGCACUGACAGGACCAACAAAUUCUAUGAGGGUCCCGAGAACCCCGGGCUGGGCCUGCUGAACGACAUCCUCCUUACCUACUGCAUGUACCACUUUGACCUCGGCUACGUCCAGGGCAUGAGUGACCUCCUCUCCCCGAUCCUCUACGUCAUUCAGAACGAGGUGGAUGCCUUCUGGUGCUUCUGUGGCUUCAUGGAGCUCGUGCACGGGAACUUUGAGGAGAGUCAGGAGACGAUGAAGCGGCAGCUCGGACAACUCCUGCUGCUCCUGAGGGUGCUGGACGCGCCGCUCUGCGACUUCCUGGACUCCCAGGACUCCGGCUCUCUCUGCUUCUGCUUCCGGUGGCUGCUCAUCUGGUUCAAGAGGGAAUUUCCCUUCCCCGAUGUCCUCCGGCUGUGGGAGGUGCUGUGGACAGGGCUUCCCGGCCCCAACCUGCACCUGCUGGUGGCCUGCGCCAUCCUGGACAUGGAGCGCGACACCCUCAUGCUCUCCGGCUUCGGCUCCAAUGAGAUCCUCAAGCACAUCAACGAGCUGACCAUGAAGCUAAGUGUGGAGGACGUGCUGACGCGGGCUGAGGCCCUCUACCGGCAGCUGACCGCCUGCCCGGAGCUGCCCCACAACGUGCAGGAGGUCCUGGGUCUGGCGCCGCCGGCAGAGCCCCGCAGCCCCUCGCCCCCUGUCUCCCCGCUGUCGCUGUCGCCCACCCGGGCCCCACCAGCCCCGCAGCCCCCAGCGGACACAGCUGCGCAGCCAGACAGCAGCCUGGAGAUCCUGCCAGAGGAAGAGGAGGAGGAAGGCGCCAACUCCUAACCCCCCUUGGCCGGCGGUGGCCCGCCCAGCACAGGCACUUUAUGCAGCUCCGGCGCCACAUCCCCGCCCCCCAGAGUGGGGGGUUGGGGA